Molecule: messenger RNA, 1080 nt
Organism: Cladophialophora immunda
Lineage: Eukaryota; Fungi; Ascomycota; Eurotiomycetes; Chaetothyriales; Herpotrichiellaceae
Exons: 1
Coding region: 1-927 (308 amino acids)
Source: RefSeq, a predicted model, not a curated record
AUGGAUCUAUCUCUACUCUCCCUCGCGUGGUGGUGCUCUCUGCUUUUCCAACCGGGCGCGGCGCAAACGAGCAACCCCAAGCCGCAGGAAAUCUACACGCUCACGGCCUUCCAAGAGCAGCAGAUAUGCGUGCAGUCCUGCUUUACGUACGGGUACGGCUGCACGACCGACCUGGUGGGCCAGGCGAUCGGCUGCUCGAUCGACGCGUGCGACUUCACGUCGACCGGUUUCGGCGCCCUGGACAGCUGCUACUGCCGCGGUGAUCUGCAGCUCGCGGCCGAGAGCUUCCUGACGUCGUGCAUCCAGGAGUCGUGCACCGUGGGCGACACGUCGGUCAACGUCGCCGCCGCCGUGUCCAUCUACGGCGGCUACUGCACUUCGCUCGGCUACACGGCCCUCCCGGCCAACAACGUGGCCGAGACGACGGCGCCCAACAGCAACCCCACGACGAACAACAACAACAACGGGGCUGCGUCGUCGACGGGCUCGACCACGGACAUCUUCGCCACCAGCCCCACGAGCGACGGCAGCGGCGGUUCCUCAUCGUCCUCCUCCGGAGGCACCUCCUCCUCCUCCUCUUCCUCGAAUACCACGACGUACAUCGUGCUCGGCGUGGUGGGCAGCGUCGCGCUCAUCCUCCUGGCGCUCGCGGCGCUGUGGUUCAAGAAGUACCGAGAGCUGAAGCGCACGCAGCCGCAGUUCCGCUACGGCGCCGGCGCCGGCGCGCCCAUGCACUACGGCUACAAUGGCGGCGGGGGCAGCGGCGGCAUGGGCCAGCCCCUGCGCCCGCUGGGCUCCGAGGUCUCCUCCCACCCCUUCUACCGCCAGGACGACAUCUACCCGGACGACUCGGUGUCGACCAUCCACGUGGCCCCCGCGUACCCGCACCCGCUGGAGCCGAGCCUUGUCUCGACCCAGAUGCGUUGAGGACCAAAAGAAAGAAAGAAAAAGAAUACGUUGGGGUUGGUUUGGCAGCACGAGGAAAUGAUGGACACGAGAUGAAUAUUUUGGUUUUCUUGUUUGCGCAAAAGGGGAUUUUUUUUUGUCCUGCGAGGUCUCGACGGGCAGGCAGGAAUGGAU